AUGAGCGGCUUGAUGGCGCGGCGUCGGCGCUCCUCCCGUGAAGGAGGCAGGCUGAGGGAUCCAGGAGAUCAAGGAGGGCAACUACGUGUGGGAGCAGCUGACGAGAGGCGAGAAGAUCUUCGACGGCGGCAAGCGGAGCUGAAGGAAGACAACAAGGACCGAUGCCGGUGGGACCUCCGCCUCCUGAAGGACUUCUUGGACCUCUAUUUCAUGGCCGCGAUCCAGGACACCCUCGCGCUGAUGAUCCGGGACAACCUGGAGGGCAAGGGGCUUGGCAGCGGGAGGCAGCGUCAUCGCCUCAGUUUCCAAUUCCGCCGAAAGCGGACAGGAGAGCUGGAAGCCAUCCGGGAGCGCAUCCUUCGUGAAGCCCACUUGAACUUUGAGAAGGAGGUCAAGAAGCUGACAAGUGGUGGAGGUUCGUCGACGUUUGAAUCGGCGAAUAGUGUGGGCGAGCGGGCGAAACUUCGUGGUUCCACUGAUGGUCAAAGUGGGAACUCUGGUGAUGGUGUUGGUGAAUCGAAACCUCAAGUUGAAGUGGAUCCAGCAUUUCAACGGAUUGAACAGCGUGGAAUUGCCAUGCUCUUGGAGCACUACCUGAUCAGCUUCGAGGCGGCGCUGAAAAAACGCAACUCCUCAAGAAUUUAG
Molecule: messenger RNA, 645 nt
Organism: Durusdinium trenchii
Lineage: Eukaryota; Dinophyceae; Suessiales; Symbiodiniaceae
Source: the annotation of a GenBank genome assembly